Lycium barbarum (goji berry) is the source of this 1137-nucleotide messenger RNA. Its product is annotated as chromatin remodeling protein EBS-like. Lineage: Eukaryota; Viridiplantae; Streptophyta; Magnoliopsida; Solanales; Solanaceae. The transcript is spliced from 5 exons. The record is from RefSeq and is a predicted model, not a curated record. Bases 254 to 901 code for a protein of 215 amino acids. Gene Ontology annotation, molecular function: chromatin binding.
CAAAAAAAAUAAAAAAAAACAGGAAUAAAAAAAUCUAGGGUUUAUAAAGAAGCCCUUGAUUUUCAGGAGAAAUCAAAUCAAUGCCAACAUAUUAUCCUCCAGAAGCUACUAAAGCAUCCACUCCACAAUGCACCUAGAUUUUCAUCUUCUCUUUUGAAUACACAAUCUUAAUCCAACUCCCAAAAAUUUAUCUAAACAAAGAUCUCUCUUUUUUCGGACCACACUGCAAAAACCACUCUCCUCUUCAUUUUCCAUGGCCAAGACUCGACCUGGAAAACGAGACAUGAAUUCUUACACCAUUAGAGGCACCAAUAAAGUUGUCAGAGCUGGGGACUGUGUGUUGAUGCGGCCAUCAGAAGGCGAUACUGCUCCGUAUGUAGCACGUGUAGAGAAAAUUGAAGCUGAUAACCGGAACAAUUUAAAGGUGCAUGUUAGAUGGUAUUACCGGCCAGAGGAGUCAAUGGGAGGGCGGAGACAGUUUCAUGGAUCGAAGGAGUUAUUCUUGUCAGACCACUACGAUGUUCAAAGUGCGCACACAAUAGAAGGGAAGUGCAUUGUUCACUCUUUCAAGAACUAUACUAAGCUUGAGAAUGUUGGUCCGGAGGAUUAUUACUGUCGGUUUGAGUAUAAAGCGGCAACUGGAGCUUUUGUGCCAGAUCGUGUUGCAGUGUAUUGCAAAUGUGAGAUGCCAUAUAACCCAGAUGAUUUAAUGGUACAAUGCGAGGCGUGCAAGGACUGGUAUCAUCCAGCCUGUGUGGGCUUGACUGGUGAACAAGCUAAGCAAAUAGGUGACUUUGUUUGUACUGAUUGCUCAUCUGAAGAUGUGAAAAAGUCUCUUAGUACUUAUGCUGCAUUCCCUCUGUCUAAUGGCAAGGUUGCGCCGAAGCGCCAGAAGAGGUAGGCGGAGCUGUAGUAAGAUGGAUGAAGCUAGUUUUUAUCAUGUUUAGGAUGUUAUCAGGAUUUUGUACAGUGCUAUGAACUGGAAUUAGUGCCGGUUCUUUGCAUAGAUUAGCUGCUCUGUUAUGUCCUUUAUCAGUAGUUCUUGUAUGUACUAGUAUUAGCAGAUGACAGUCUUUUGGAAUUUGGAACUCAAACUAACUAGUCUUUUGGAAUUAGAAUCGCAUCUUUAGUGUAAAA